Messenger RNA from Cinara cedri, 17182 nucleotides. Lineage: Eukaryota; Metazoa; Arthropoda; Insecta; Hemiptera; Aphididae. The record is from the annotation of a GenBank genome assembly.
AUGGAUCACUACCACCACAACCUUAGCUGUAAAUCAAUUUUGAAACGGAAAUCUCUCGAACUAUCUACCGAAGACGAUCCGGCGCCUGCAGUUGUAAAUAAAACUGCAGAAGAUCCACUACCACAAAGUUCCUUUAAACACUUUAAUCUCAAGUCCUACAGACAAGGUAUACUAAAAAAACAUUCAGCCAGUUUUGAUGACGAGUCAAUUCAAAAACCUAUACUUAAAAAUCGUUGUCAGUCAUGUGACGAUGAAACGAUAUUCAAUUUCAAUGAGCUCCAUUCCAUUUUGAAACGGAAAACGAGCGAACGGUGCGAGAACAAUUCGGAACCGUCACACGGAAUAUUAAAAAAGCGCGAGCUGAUUGCUCAUCAGCAGCCACCAGACAACAAUCAUCAGGAUCAUCAUAUCUGCAAUAAUACAGCGGACGAUGACAUUAGACCAAUUUUGAAACAGAAAAAAAUCGAAUCCGAUUCGACGGACGAAAACAAUUAUCCUCGGCCUAUUUUGAAGAAAAAGUCUCUGGAUUCCUCUCCGGACGAUAAAAAACCGAUAUUGAAAUCGUCGAGGAGCAAUAGUCCGGCCAAACGUGCAAGCUCCAAACGGCUUUCGGUAGCUCAAAGGGUGUCGAAUUUCGAGUCCGGCAUUCAUAAGCCGGAUUCCGGUGUUUACAAGAAACCGGUCAAAGAUAGCAAACGGAGCUCGCGGGACCGUUCGAGAUUUUAUACGCAACCUGUAACGCCGAGUGAAAUCAACGCUAUUAAAAAGUACGUUUCUAAUAAUAAUUAAGUAUUAAUUUUUCAAGGUGACAAGAUUAUUAUGCUUAUUAUAAUAUUAUGUGUGUGUGCAUGUUUGUGUAUUUAUAUGUUUGUUAUCUUAUAUUCUAUUCUGUAGAACAACACACUCUGAGAAUAACACGACUACUCCGCCCGUACAAAAUGUCUCAACACUAAACCAUUCGACAGAUAAACUAACGACCGGUGUUGUUCCACUUGUAGAUAACAGGGAUAUAUUAUUCAACAAGGCCUUGAAACGUGCCAAUAGCGUUUCGCCAAAAACUCGCGAAUUCCAGAGCAUUUUUGAUAAGACGGCAAACACUCCUUCUGUGCCAGACGUCAAUAAUUGCAGUAAUGUUACAGGUACCAUCUACCUAUUUAAAAUUUAAAUGUCUCGAUUGCAAAAACGACAUGAGUCAAUUUUUAUUUUCCCUUGUCUAAUACAAUAACAAGGUAUUCAUAGGAAUGUAUAAACAAAUAUAACUUUAGUUAUGUCUCAACAUAACUGUAGUUAUAUUAUGCAACAAUUAAUUCAGAUCGGUAACAAUAAUAAUUAUUAUACCCAUCUCUAUUCUGAUGUGCAAAUGUCUUAUAAAUAUAUUAUAUAGUUUAUAAAAAAUACGCCAUUAUUUUAUUUAAAAAAAAAAAAACAAUAGAAACUUCUUUGUACUAUAGAUUAUAUAUAUAUAUAUAUAUAUAUAGGUACUGGUAUAUACAUAUAUUAUCCAAGUCGAUUUUAUUUUAUUUGUAUAGAAUAAAAACGAAUUUCCAAUUGGCUAAUCAAUUUUAAAUUAGUACAUUUUACGGUUUUUGCACAUGUGUAACAUUAAAAGACUCCUAUGUACACUAUUCAAAAGAAAAACAAAUAGUAAAUUUUCUACAGACGGGCGUCACACAACGUGAUUUACUAUUUUUAUGUUUAGUAAUAAAAUAUAUAUAGAAGUAUAGAUGAUAAUAAUAAUAAUAGUAUCUAAUAAUUAAUAAAUAUCGCUAUAAAAACACGGAAGAGCGUUUUAUAUUACCGAAAGUUGGUACUUUAUAUGUGCGCCUAGGUAUAUAUAUAUAUAUAUAUAUAGAAGAAAAAAACACUACUUGUUUCGUUUUUGCAAUCGUAGAUUCAAUUACUUAGUCGUUAGCGUUAUCUUUUAAUGGGACAUUUUCUCGCCGACUUAUCUCGUCAAUUAGCUUUAUAAAAAAAAGAGUAAUCAUAUUAGUAGACGGUAUAAUAGUAUAGAUACACCUAACAACAAUAUUAUAUUUUGAUAAUAACAAUCGCUUUAGAGAAUUUCGUGAUAUGAAAUUCGUUCGAUAAAUUAACGGAUUAUUCGAGAGGUUUUAAUACUUCGAUUUCCAAACUCGUUACUUUCGUAGAAAGUUAUUUAGUGUUUCUAUUACUCACUAAAACAGUUUAAAUAUUAUUGAACAAAGUUUAAACGUUAUAAAUCAUCAUUAGAUAACCUUUUCCAAUUAAAAUAUUAGAAAAAAAAAAACAUUGUUGUCAAUGAUCUCAAUAAUUUGACUUUACAAUACUAUGCUCGUACAGUACAUUCCGACUGGUUACAACAGAUCAGCCAGAUAUAUAGUUAAUUGGCGCCCCAGUGCAUAGCUUAUGUAGUAGACGUACAAUAAUAUUGUUAUGUGAUAUAAUAUGAUAUUUAAUAAUUUCACUGAAAAUUUUUUUUAAAAAUUAUAAAUAUGUAUGUGCAUAUUAUGUAUAAAUAGACAAAAGUAGAUCGUCGAAUUAUAAACAGUGCCAAGAAAAAAGGUCGAGUGUUGCCAAUCGUUAUUCGACGCAGCCAGUGACAAACCACGAACUACUAGAAGCCAAAAAUCUGAAUAGUGCAAAAAGCAAAAACGAUAAUAAUAAUGGUAUGUCACGUACGAGUAGCAAGUAUAUUAUGUAAAUAUAACAAUGAUUUCAAUUAGCUUUAGUAGAUCGUAUAUACACAACUGUACGUAUAGACAUACGUAUACUUCAUGUUAAAUAGCAAAUAAGUAAGUAUAGUAACAGAAAUCAUUUACUUCUUCUUCUUCUUUUUUAUUACUUUUUUAAAAUUAACAUGCUAUACUUACUUAAAAUUACUUCAAUGUAUUAUGUAACAUAGUAGUUUUUUUUUUCAAAAUUAUACAUUAUUUACACUUGCUUAUAAUUUGUAUAACAUACUACUUUUAUAAUAUCGUUUUUGUGUAUGAAUCUAAUUUUCUAAAUACUAUGUAGCUUAUAGAUAUAAGAUUAAAUAUAGUUGUUUCUUGCAGUUGUACACUUCUCAAAUAAUAUAUUUAAUGAGAUUGUGUACAUUGUAACAAAAAUAAUGUAAUUUAUUAGAAAAUUAUUUAACUACAUUUAAUAAUUUUGCUUUUGCAUGUAUUCGUAUUUUGGUUAUUGUUCUUGUAUUCUGCUUAAAUAUAAAAGGAAGAUUGCCGAGGAAGAAAUUAGGAAGCUUUAUAAUGGAUCGGCUACGUAUAUUCAAUGGUAAAGAUUAGUUUUUUUAUUUAUUUAACAUUUGUAGAUUCUAUUUCAUCUUUUAUUAAUUUUCCACGCACGAACUCGUUUAUUAUUUAAAUUAUAAUAUAAAUUGUGUAUAAAACUUGGAAACGGAUUUAUAUACACUUAAAAUCAACACAAAAAAAAAAAACUCUUAAAACGUAAAAAAUCAUUAAAAAAUAUUUAAAAUAGUAAUAAUGGAAAAGAGGUUUAAAAAUCCUUCCCUGUAAUGGUUCUAACUUAUUAAAAAUAAUCUUUUAACACUAUAAAACUAAUUGUAUUUUUUUUUUAAUAUUGUUAAAACCAUUAUAGAGGAGAUUUUAAAAACUUAACUCCUUUUGCUUUUUAAAUAUUUUUUAAGUGCUUUUUUGACGAUUUCAGCACUAUUUUGCUGAUUUGAAGUACAUAUAAAUCCGUUCCUAAUAACAUUUAAAGGACUAGUCAAAAUUAGUCAUAAUAACCAAUUGUCAUUAUAACCAAAAUGAUAAAAUAAAAUUUAAAAAUUAGAUUAUGUGUAUUUAUAUGUAUUUAUAUGAACAUAAUAUUAUAUAUUAAUAUGCUAUAUUUUUAUCACUAAAUCGAGACUACACAAACAAAAAUAAAAUAGUUUUAUUAUUUUAAAAUUAAAUUAAACAAAUCUGUUAUCUUGGUUUGUAUUAUUGUAUACAAAUUAUACAGUAUUUUACACUUUUUUUAAAACAAAAAAUAACAUUAGCUUUUUCUUCAACUGUGAAUUGAUCAUUUUGCUACAAUACACCAAUACACCAUUUAUAAACAAUAAAAUUAUAAAACAACAAUACAUUCAGUAUUAUUAGCCAUUAUAUUAUUACCUUCAAUAAAAGUUGAAUACACUAAUUAUGGAUAACAAAUUUUCCAAUAUAACCAAAACAUAACAUCUGUAUAAUCAUUAUACAGAUUACAAACAUCAUAAUAAUCUUUAUUUAGAAAUUAGUACAUAACAAAUAGGAAUUUUGCCGAGACCUUUAAUCUAAGUUCCUUACCCCCGAUAUAUUACUACUACUGGUGUCAUUAUAAACUAUAUUUACUGUAAAUUAAAUAAUAAUUUGUGUUUUAAAAUCUAGGUAACACUUGUACAAUUGAUGUUGACAAUAUAGAAAAAAAAAAUUCAUUAAAAAAAGAGAUGGAUGAACCGACUAAAAAUUUGUCUGAACGUCUUAAAGAACAACCACAAUAUGAUAAGAAAAAACUUCUAAAUAUUGAAAUCCAUUCUAAAAACGAGAAGAAAAAAACCUCAGGAAUUAAGGUCCAAUCAAUAGAUGAAAUAAAUAAAAUCUCAGAGAAAAAAAUUCAAUUAAAAGAGGAGAUGAAAAAAAACCCAGACAUUAAAGUCACACCAAUAAAAUCUUUAUCCAAUGAGAGCGAACGUACUAAAAACCGCAUUUCUCGAAAUGUUGCUAUAAAUCGAUCAUUCAACACUAACUCAAAAUUGGAACUACUUAGGUAAAGUCAAAUAUAAAAAUAAAUAAUAUUUUAGGUUUAAAAUGUAUUUUAAUAUUUUAGACAACAAAAAUUUGGCAAUAAGAGCAAAGAAAAUGAUGAGUUUUCUAAACCCAAAAAACCAAUUGAAUCAUCUAAUGAUAGUACUGAUGGCACUUCAGUUGUUAAUGGGGGAUCUAUUAAAGACAGGUUAGUAGCUUUAAAGAAGAGCGGUCAGACUGAUUGGCAAAAAAGGAUAUCAAAAAUAAAACCAGAAGAUCAUGAAGUGUCAAAUAAUCCUAUAAAUGUAAGUUCAUUCUAACUUGUAUAUGUAAGAUCCAAAAUUAACUAUAUUAUUGUAGAUGGCUCAAGAUUUACUGCGUAAACAACUCACUAAACAAGUAAAGUCCACUGAAGAACCGGUUGAAUGCUUGGAUAACAUUCUAGUUGAUCGACUUAAUCGGCUCGAAAUGUCUUCUAAGGAUUGGAAGAAACGGAUUGAACAAAAGGACACAACUAAUUUUACUGUUGCUGGAAAAAUGCAAAAUAAAUCUUUGCCACCACUGACACCUGUUCUCAUGUCAAUCACUCAACGUUCUUCAGCAGAAAGAUCAUCUAGUAAUAAUUUUCUCUAAUACUUACAUACUUUUUGAUUUUAAUUUUAAUUUUAAUUAAACGUGUUUAUGUAGGUAUUAUCAGGAGGAAAAUCGGAGAAGAGUUAUCUCCCAAACAAACAAAUGUUCGACGGAGUCUUUCAAUGUCUGACAGUAAGACCAAAUCUUACCUUAAUAAUAAAUCUGAAAAAAUACCUUUAGAUACUGGAUCUAGUAACACAGGCAAAGAAAAAAUAGUAAAUGUGCCAACCAUGAUCGAUGAUGAUUUCGAUAAAUUUUUUGGUAAUUCAACUCGUAAGAGCAAUGACACCCAAAUUGAUGAUUUAGAUUUUGAUCACUUAAAAUCAUCAAAAUCUGAUCUGUAAGUGUGCAUUUUUAAAUAUUAACUAUUUCAUCUUAAUAAUUUAUUUACAUAUAGUAAAUAUAUCUUUGUUCUCAGACUUGUGCUGCGAAAAAAAGUGCAUGUACAACAGAGGAAACACGGGGGAUCAAAAAACCCAUUAAAAGCAUUAGCUACAAAUUAUGAUCUGGCCCAUCAACAAUAUACAGAAAACAAAUCAAAUUUAUUAUUACAACGUAGUUUGGAAACAUGUAAAUAUAUUUAUAUUACCAAUCAUUUAUUAAGGUUUUAUUAUAAAUUGUUAUUAUUAUCAUUAUGAUUUAUAUUUUUUAGCAACAAUCAAGGUUCCAUUAGCUCGAGAAGCACUUGCAGCUUUAGCCAGUAAAGAAGAUUUUGCUUCUGUGAACCUUCGUAAAUCAGGAGAUUUGACCCCUACUUUAUUGCCACCUUAUAAAGACCUCAUGCUGUUACAUAUAAAAGGCCGACGACGAGUUCAAACCCGUCUGGUAUCACCAACUGCAGAUUCUGUCAAUCAAGGUGACUGCUACGUAUUAGUUACAUCAUCACAAGUAAGAUUUAUUUUAAUAUUAUAUUCUCCAACAUAUUGUAAUAUGUAAUAAUAACAAUAUCAGCAAUAAUGGUCUUUCCGACCUUAUUACCUUAAAUUCGUAAUACUCAACAAUGAACAGAACUAACAUCGAGUUUGAUUUCUAUAAACUACAAGCAAAUGCCUAUAAAUAUCAACAGGAUUAAAAUUAUCUGCAACAAAAAAUUCAAUUACAGCACACUGUUUGAAUUUCACUUCUGGAUAGGCCAUCAUUUUAGAAUAUAGAUAUCAUAAAUCUUAGCACACACUAUACCAAAAACAUAACUUAUAAAAUGCUAUAAAUCUCUGAAAUAAAAUAAUUAUUAGAUCUCGUAUAUGAGAUAAAAUAUGAACUAAUAAUGUUUAGAUGUAAUGAAAUAAAAAGAUAUUUUAAAACAUAGCUGACUGAGGUGUAAAAACACUAUUCCUAUAACUUAUCCUAUAACACUUUUUUUCAGUUGGUUUUAACAAACGUGGAAAGUUGUGUUUUACGUUACCUUAUUUUUUUAAUCUGUUUAGAUUUUUGUAUGGAUUGGAGAAUAUUCAAAUGUUAUUGAACGGUCAAAUGCCGCCAAAGUGGCUCAAAGCAUUUUGGACAAGAAGGACUUGGGAUGUAAAUUCGCAAAUCAACUGUACACAAUUAACUGUGAUUCGUCGUUGCCAAACAGUCAACUUGAAAAGAAAUUUUGGACUCUUCUGGGCGUCACGUCUAGUGAAACUUCUUCUAUUAAAGGUAUAUUAACACCACUGUCUGCACAUUAAGUACUUAAAAUAAAAAUUUAAACCAUGUGUGUACACUGGUAGGCCAAGAAGCAGGACACCCAGACGAGGACGAAUUGUACGAAGCAGCAAUUGUUUCCACAAAUAUGGUGUAUGAAAUCAUAAAUGAUGAGCUUGUAAUACUGCCAGAAAUCUCUGAGACCAUGCCCAAAAUAGAAAUACUAGAUUCAUUUAAAGUACAUAAUUGUUUUAUUAUUAUUGUUAUUAUUAUUGUUAUUAUUCCAAUUAUUAUAUCCAAUUCUAUCUUUUAUAUUUUUUAGACGUUAGUAUUUGACUUUGGUAGUGAAAUAUACGUAUGGUAUGGAAAAAAUGUGAAUAUCAAUAAACGCAAACCGGCUCUUAAUUUAGCCCGUCAGCUAUUUGAUGAUGGUUAUGAUUAUUCACAGUAUGACGUCAGUCCAAUUGACGUGGCCAUGUGCUUAGGAAACAGAAGUGAAUAAAUUAAUUUUCAUUCAGUUAUAAACUAUUUCUUUUACAAAAAACAUUUUUUUAGAUAAAGACACAGUGUAUGUUAAAUCAGGGGCAAAAAGACCCGAAUGGGCCCUAUUUUCAAAAAUUACACAACACAUGGAAACAGUAUUAUUCCGUGAAAAAUUUGCAGAUUGGCCAGAUUAUAGCAGAGUUAUAAAAUUAUCGAAAAAGAAUGAUAACAAAGAAAAUGUAGAAAAUGGAGAAAGUGAUACAUGCGUUAGUUAUUUUCUUUAUUUAGAUACUUUUAAUUUUAAUUUAAUUUAUUUUUAAUUAAUAUUAAUGAUAAAAAUAAUUGUAUAUAUAUUUAUAUUUUAGAUUGAUUGGUCUCUUGAAAUAAAUGCAUUAAAUGCAGGUGACAUGUUAGAAAUGUCUGUUCAAGAACCUGAUUUGGUUUUAGGUGGUAGUCAUCUAGGCCGUGGUACCUCUUACUAUGAUAAAGAAGUAAGCAAAAACAUUAAUUUUUUUCCCCGUGUAUAAUUAACUGAAUUUUCACAAUAUAUGUUCUAGACCUUGCGCGAGUUUGUAAUAAAUACUGUCGGUGUAACUGUAUGGUAUGUUCAAGAAUUUGAUAGUACCGAAUUGGAAUCAAAAUGUAUAGGUCAUUUUCACGGAGGUGAUUCAUAUAUUAUUCGAUGGAUUUAUAACAUUUCUAUUCAAGGUCUAUUUUCAUCAUUACAAACAUACAAAUAUUAUUAUUAUUUGUACUUUACUUUUUCAAUAAUAAUUAUUGUAUUUAAUUCCCCAUAUCAGGAAGAGAACUUAGCGGAUUGCCUUCCCGCCGCAUGGUUAAGUCUGGUAGAAAUCGCUGUGCAUAUUGGUAUUGGCAUGGUCGAAGUGCAACUCAAAAUGAUCAAGGUGCUGCCGCCUUAUUAACUGUACAACUAGAUACCGAACAAGGUCCUCAAUUAAGAAUUAAUCAAGGGCACGAACCGCCUGCUUUCUGGAAUUUAUUUAAAGGGAAAGCUAUUGUUUACAGAGGAAAAAGAAAUCAGAUUCCAAGUACUAUAACAGUUCAUAAUAAUUUAUUAUGAUAUUAAGUUUGUAGAGUAUUCAAAUUUAAAAUUAAUAACAUUUUCAGAUACUUGGCGUUUGUUUAUGGUCCACGGAGCAAAUAUAAAUGAAGCCCAUUUAAUUGAAGUACUGUGUUCUACAUUACAGUUACGUAAUCAAACAUCGUUCAUUCUACUGAACUCUGAAAAUGGCACAAUUUUUGUUUGGCACGGUAACAGAUCUUCAGAUGCAAUGAAAGAGGUAAUUAUUAAAAAUUUAAUAUUAUAAUUUAACAGGAAAUCUGACUUAAAUGAAAUAAAUAUUUAAAUUAGAAUCAGUAAAGGACAAAUUAUGUUUGUUUUUAACUAUUAAAAAAAUAAAAAUAUAUGUUUACUUCAACUUGUCAUCUACAAACUCAAGUGCUAUUUUUAAAUAACUUUAAUGGGUACAUUUUAAUGCUCCUUUAUUAAAAUAGUAAAAUAAUAUUAAAAUAAAAGAUCUUUAUAUUUUAUAAUAUUUAUUUAAGAUAUCCACUCAAGUGAGAUGGUGUCUAAAAUUUCCAUAAAUAUAUUUAACUUCUUUGCAUACCUAUGCUCACUGUUAAAAUAUGUUAGAAAACAAAAAUUACCAUGAUAAAUAAACAAAUCUUCAAAACCAUUAUGAUUUAUUUAUUUAUAUGUUAUUUGCAUAAUACUUAUCUGAUUCUAAUUUAAAUAUCAUAUUAAUCAUAAAUUACUAAAAUUCCUUGUUAUAAACAUAUUUAGAGUUGGACAAAUACUACACUUUAAGAAGAAAAACAAGUAUUACUUUUGUUAUUAUUAUGGGUAAUUACUUUAGUUAAAAUAGAGUAUAUAUUGAGUAAGAGAAUAUAAUGGAAACAUUUUUAGUUUUUUUUUUUUACAAUUUUUUCAGACUACUUUGUUAAAACACUUGGUUGAUUAAACUCAGCACACACUGAUUAAUUAUACCUACAUAUACAAGGUGAUCCAUUUAAGUGGGUACACUCAUUAUCUUUAGAAAGUAUUAACUUUUUUUGGAAUUUGUUUUCUAGAACAUUUAAGAAACACGCAGCUCUACAAUUUUAUAUUUAUAUUAUUUUUUAUCACCCUUAUUUUUGGAAAUAAAAUUACUACCUACUUUUGAUUUUCAAAUAGCAACCUAUAUUAAAAAUGUCCACAAAUAGAAUAUUAGUUAAAAUAAAUUUUAGUGCUGAAAUUUUUGAUUUCCAUCAAUCCAAUCCAUUGACGAGAUAUUCCACUUUUAUGUUUGGGUUGAAGGAGAGUAUUGGAGUAUAAUUUGUGUGGUAGUACGAUACGUGUCGUGUUAAUAUUGCACCACUACUCUUCUCUAACCCAUACUUUAAAAUGGAAUAUAUCAUCAGCAAAUUGACGGAAAGAAAAAUUUGAAGAUUUAGGUUUAUUUUAAUUAAUACUCCAUCUAUUUGGAGAAUUUUCAAUAUAAAUUACGAUUUGAAAAACAAAAGUAGUUAGUGGUUUUACCCCCAAAACUAAGGGUGAUAAAAAAUAACAAAAAUAUAAAAUUUUAGAGCAGCUUGUUUCUUAAAUUUUCUAGAAAAUGAGUGUAGGUUUGAGAUGAGGCCACUAGAAUGGAUCAUUUGGUAUUCAUUUGAAAUAAUUUUAAAUUAUUUAUAGAUGUUCAAAAUUUAAAAUAUUUGCUAUAAUAUUUGUAAAAUGCUAAUAUAAAAACUAUUAUCAAAAACACACAAAUUAUUAGUAUUUUUUUUUUUUAUUUUUUCUUUCAUAACAAUAAUUUGUUAUAGAAUUAAACAAAUAAAUAAUUUUUUCGAUCUACAGUACAUACUAAUCUAAAAUAAGAUUAAAUAAAGACAAGAUAAUUAGUGUAAAGUUUACUUUAACAUAUAAAUAUGAAUAUUAAUUGCUACCAUUUUAAGAAUUUUCUUACUCUCAAUAAUCUCAAUACAAGAAAUAAUUGCACGAAAGCAAUAAUAAUAGUUGAACAAUACUCAUAAAAGUAUAGUUAAUUUAUAAUAAUAUUAUGUAUAUUGAUACGAUUGCUAAUUUUAUUUGUGCUUAAAAAAAAAAAUCAAAAAUAACUUAAAAUUUUAUAUAUUUAUUCAACAAAUUACACAAUUACUGUGAUAUAUAAACAAAAGUAUUUGAAACUUGCUUUGGAAAUUUGCAUUAUAAAAGAAUCAACUGAAAUUAACUUCCUUCAUGCACCUAUCAUUUUACAUACGUUAGUGUGCAUGAAUAUAACAAUUGGGCCCACCAAAUUUUUUUUUUUACUAUUUUUUGAAUAUCAUGUAUGUCAUUAUGUUGAUUUUCACUAAUACCAACUUGUUGACUGUGAACCACCAGUUUCAACUGUCACAAUAGCCACAAAAUGUAUUAGUAAAAAAUAAAAGAAAGAUUUUCAAUUAAACUGUUUUUUUUUCCUGUACAUAGUUAUCAGUGAAUAUAGCUAAAAGUUUGUCAGAAUUGGAUCAUAUGGAAUUAGGGCUGACCGAUGGAAUUGUUGUGCAGGAACCCAUAUUGAUUGAUGAUAUGAAAGAGCCGCCAGAAUUCUUCCAAGGUAUAUAAAAUUUGCAUGUCGAAAAUUUGAUUCAGUCAUUGUGGUUAUAUUAAAAAAAAAAAAACAAUAAUAUUCUAAUAAUAUCUUAUACAUCUUCUUUUUCUAUGUUUCAUUUCUUUCCCCUUUAACCAAUUCGUUGACCUUUGACAUUAUUAACUUGUGCUAAUGCUAACUAAUGCUAGAGACUGUAUCACAUCGUUUUGAAUCCUCUCUAUGUGUACUCAAAUCAUUUCUAUAUAUUCUGUUUCAUAUUUCUACAUAUUUAGAUUAAGUGCAUUACACCACGUUCCUAAUGAAUUUAAACAAUUAUUUAUUUUUUUUUUUUUAAAGACGUGUUUUUUAAAAUUGAUUUCGAACAUAUUUGGGUGGAGCGAAGCAUAACCCUUUUAUCAACUAGUUCAUUACAAUUUGUUGAAUUAUUUUGCAGAAAUCAUUAUUAAAGAAGUUAUGACAAAAAAUUUCGGAACUUAUUUUCGAUUUGAAAUCGCGAACCAAGCGAAUAGAAUUAGCCAAAGGCCUGAAGGCCUGGCCCUGAAUAGAAAGCUUUUAAAUUAAUUCUUAGGAAACUAUCAUCCUUGUAGCAGUAUAAGAUUGAAAAUACAAGAUUAAAUCAAUUAUUGCUUUAAAGUUUCUCAUUUUAUAAUUUGGCUUAUAGUGCUCACCAAACGGCUGGUUUCGCAUUUUUAUAGUUCUUUGUUUUUUCCCUGUAAUUAUCCCUACAAAUUUUCAUUUUAAAAUAUUAUUUGUAUAACUUUUACAGUAAUGAUUUUCACUAAAAAUUCAGAUAUUAUCAAAUCAAACCUCAAAAAAUACGUCUUUUCAUAUGUUAAGUACACUUAUUCAAUGUAUAUCUAUCCUUUCAUAAUUCUAUUCAUAAUCAGUUAUACCACACAGUACAUUUUCCUUAAUAUUAUCUUACUAUCUUAUUAAAAAUAUUUAAAUCGUAUUUCAUCAAUUGUAUUAUUCAAUGCCCGUAACACUCCAAGAGUGUCGCUUUCUCAAAGUUCAUACAGCCACAUAUAAUUCUACUAUGAAAAUAUAAUAUUUUAUUGUAAAUUAAUAGCGUUAGGUGGUAAGAAAUUGGAGCAAAUGGAUAGCACAUCUCCGCAGUCGUCCGGCUACGACAUGAAACUAUUUCACUUCUCAUCAGUGCUCGGACAGUUCAAAGCAUCGCUACUGGCUGGCGAUUACGUUCCAUCACCUUAUCCGUACCUCCAAGACCAAUUGUACAAUGCCGAUCAACCAGGUAUUUGCCGUUACAUGACCUUAACCUACCCUUGUCGUCAAUUGAUUUUUCGAUUUUUUUUUUAUAUAGCGACGUUCAUGCUGGAUACCGGUGAAGAACUGUGGUUAUGGCAAGGGUGGUGGCCCGAAACUGCGGCCGAGGACGACUCGGAUUCCGACUCCGAGCCGUCGACAACAACGGCGCCGGUUACGGCAGAUCAUCGGGGCUCGUCUUCGACCCGCCUACAAGCCGAAAGACGGGCAGCCAUGCAGACCGCGCUCGACUACUGGAAACGCAAAUACGGGGACGCCGACGAUGACGACCCGAAGGCAUACUUGGUGUGGGCCGGACUUGAGCCUCACCAGUUCACAAACUAUUUUCCGGAAUGGUGUGGCCGUAACGACAUAGCCGAAAUUAACAUUAAGGUAAGUUUUUGGAUCUGUAGCGGUGAGAGGAGUUACCGACACCAAAAUAAAAAUAUUCAUUUGUCCAAAGACCUUAGGGACCUGAGGGUCCCUUAAACGUACAACAAACUUUCCCGAAGGACACAAAACGUGAAAAUAGGUAGACAAGGGUCAAUGGAAAUUGCUUACCUAUUUUUCCAAAGAGUAAAAAAUACUUUGUUUGAUAACCAAUCGCGCAGCCCUUCCAUGAAAAUAAAAUUCCAGAGUCGCUAUUACACGUACCGUCUGUAAAACUGUGAAAACCAAGAACAUUAUCAACAUAAUGUAAUGCUGCGGCCACACAGAAAGCUACUCCCAGGCAUUGUCCCAUAUAUUCAUCCAGAUUUCUUUUUUCAUAAACAAGGAUGUUUCUUUACUUCUUACUUACUACUUACUACUUCUUCAAUAAAUUAUUCCAGCAUUAUUGUUAUGUAUAAUUUCGUUAAAAUAAAAAAGUUGUAAAUAUCUUAAGUUACGACGUGAAAGUACCCUACGACGCGAGAUUAAGAUAUAGUAUGUUACGUCUUAUGCCGGCAGUACAUAUUUGGUGAGACACCGCAAGAGCUGCAUAGCAUUAGAGUGAACUAGUGUCCUCUCACCUCGAUGGCGCUCGCUCCGGAGGUGUUUUUUUGUGACCCAGUCAAAGGCCACGAGACGUAAGCACGAACAUUAGAAAAGGCGAGCACCUGUAAACAAAGCCAUCCGAAACAUAGCGUACACCAUUUUGUAUUUCUGUGUGGCCGUUUACGUUAUUGUAAUAAAAAACUAUUUUUUCCUGGUAGUUAAAAAAAAAAUUCAAGAAAAUAAAUCCAUGGGGAAAAUAAGCCACAGAAAAAAGACAAGUUAAAGUAUUAUAUUUUUUUUCUUAAAAUUUUAAAGACAAAUUCUAACUCAGAAGAUAGAUGUGUGAGACUGAAAAUGGUUUAUAAUAUAGUUCUAUCCAAGAACCCAAAAAAGGUUUUAAGGAAAUUUCCCUCGGUAGAUGCCAAUAAAUGUCAUAAAUUGAACAAAAAUAACAUGGUAUUUUAUGGAUAAGUAACAUAUAAUCUUAAAAUCAAUUGAUUUAUGUCUUAUACGUGUAUAAUAAUACUAAUCAAUAUUGAAAAACUGUUCUGUACGGCAUCUGUAAAUAAUAAUAAUACUUUCAUUACUAUAAAAGUAUAAAAUGCUAUUGCUAUUAUAAAAUUAAUAAUAUAAUUAACAGUACUUAAUAUAACUAAUUAUAAUAUAAUAAAUAAAUUUACUUUUUUUUCCUGCUUAUAGCGAUCAUCAUAACAUGCAUUGCUUUCUGUGUGGCCACAAAACACUCAUCUCGGAUAAUAUUGACUUUUUCGAAAAUGUUAAUUACUAUUUUUUUUUAUCACUCCUCUUUUAGAGAGUAAAACUACUACAUACUAUUGAUUUUCAAAUGACAACCUAAAUUAAAAAUUACACAAAUUGAUGGAAUAUUAGUUUAAAUAAUUCUUGAUGUAGAUAUUUCAAAUUUCCGUCAACCCAUUGAUGAGAUAUUCCACUUUUAAAUUUCGCGGAGGGAAAAGUGGUAAGUACCUCAUUUGUGUGGUGACACGGUGCACAGCGUUUUAAUACUUUUGUAUCACACCUAAACAAAUUUCAAUUUUUUUAACAAUUUAAGAAAUGCAGUGUUUGAAAAUUGUAAAAUAACCAAAAAAUAUACCUACAUACCUAUAAAAAUGAAUUUAAUUUAAUUAGGUUCUACAGGUCUAAAAUGGCAUUAUACUCCUUGAAGUUGCAUUUGUGAUAUCAUUGCCACUCCCCAAUUUAGAUGAACAAUAAUCACAAUGACACUUAUGAACAAAUAAUAAAAAACACCAAAAUAAAUAUUUGGUGCGCACUUUGCAAAUAUUCCUAUUUUUUUCCCAGUGAAAAUAAAACUAAAGCGCUAGAACUUGAAAAUACUGUGGUUUGCCAGACAAUUUUUUAUUAAUUGGGUAUUUGUUACCAUGACUGUGAUUAGAUUAGAUACUUGAGUCAUAUUUCUUGGUCAAAGCAAUCAGCAAAAGAUCUUUUAACAUAAUUAUCUACCACAGAUAUGGUACAAGCCGAUUUAUAACACGUCUUUUAAUUUUUAUCAAUUUUGUUUUAUAAUCUGUUCCUUUGUGUAUUUAUGUUUUAUUUUGACAUCAAAAGAAUAUUAUCUACAUAAAUGUUAUACUCCAAAAACAUAUAAAACCAUUUUUUAGUUUUUUAUUUUGAUGUUUGUAGCACGGCCACAAGCCUGGCGAAAUGUUGAAUGUUGAAAUAGAGUUGGCGCGAGUCACUCAAGAAUCCUAUCCAGCUGACCAACUACUUCAGAGACCUCUGCCUGACGGUGUAGAUCCCACCAGACUAGAACUGUACUUGUCACCCGCCUCAUUUGAAGUAAGUACCUUAAUACAAUAAUUCAGUAUCUGAAAUAAUAACCAUGAUUAAAGAUUUAUAUAUAACAAAAGAUAUAAUAACAGAAAUGUAGGUGACCUGAUAUUCAAAUUAAAAAUGUUGAACCGAUGAUUAUUCAAUUCCUCACUCACUCAUUUACCUUCCAUAUUUUACUUGAAAAUUACUAUUUUAUUCUAAAUUGUUGCUGUUGUAAACUGAGCUCAAAUUACAGAUACCUACAAAUUAUUACCUAUUGAUUCAUUGUUAUAAUGGCCUUACGAAGAUUAUUUUAUGUGUUGGCAAAACAUUAAUCCAUUUCUCUAGUAAAAUAAUACAUAAAGACCAUAUUUAGUAAUCUUAAAUGAAUGUAUUUUAUUAACUUUUCAAUAUAAAGUAAAGCAUUAUUUUAUUACGCCCGAAGUAUGUCAAAUAUCAGAAGUGAGAGCGCAUAUAUUAUUGGUUGGACAAGUAUUUAGCGAAAUUGUAUUUUAGAUGAUUAGCUAUCAGAAAUUUUGACAGAACAGUAUGCAGUAUGCUUGAUAACAAUUAUAUCAAAUUUAACAUAUAUUCUUUUAUAGUAUCUAUAAUCCAUAGAGUAAUGAAAGGCUGUAAUGAAAUAAAAUUAAAACGCAAAAGGGUGAUAUUUAACAGAGUGACCACCAAUAAAACUCCAAAUUUUGUUGUUGGUUCCAUAUAUUAUAUUGUAUUAUGAUUGUACAAAUUUAGUAAAAUAAUAGGUAUCUAUUAUUUUUUUUUUUUUUUUUUUUUGAUUUUAUGAAGAACCUAUUAGUUCUAGACGUAUUGUAUUUCCAAUCUACCAAUUGGUUUAGUGAAGCGAUACAAAUUCUUAAAAUAGAUUUAAAUUUAUCGUCAAGAUCUUAUACUAUUAAAAGUACAUAUUUUUGAUUUGGAAAAAAGAAAAAGGAUCAUCAUACAAUAACAACAUAACAGAAAAAGACAAAUUACACAUUAUAAUACCUGUUAGAUAGACUGUGAAGUACUGGUUGAAACAUCCAUUGUUUUUUUUCUUUUUUCUGAUGUACAGUUGUAAUGUUUUAAAGUUUCAGGAUACAUUUUUUUUGCCUAAAAUAAUUUACAUUUUAUUACAAUACAAACAUAUUAUAAUAAGUUACAUAGUAUAAUAAUGUACUUUUUCAAUACUAUAAAAGUACACUUACACAUUUUAUGCGACCAACAACAAUAAAUGGUAAUGCACGACUGCAAUAAUAAGUGUCUCCACAAGAGGGUGGGUUGUUGGACUUGGAGUACAGGGGCCUGUGGGCCUAUUGAAAUGAAUUUGUAAUUUUUGAAAUUUCAAUAGGAAUACUUAUUUUUAUAUUUUAUUCAUUUUGAUACUUUUAAGAUGCAUGUUAACCAUUGAUUACCUAGAAAUUAUCAUAUUUGGGUCUUCCGUGUCGUUUGUAAUGGAUUAUAUUAUUGUAAGAUGUAACAAUUUUUGAUAAGAAUGCUUAGAUAUUUAUUCCAUUAAGCUAGAUUUAAUCAGUAUUGUGCAUACACCGCAUUAUUUAUUCAUAACAGGCAACCAGUUUUACAAUUUUUGUAUACUGUAUUUUUAUCAUUAAAUAUACACCAUUUGCAUUCAAUUUGUGAACAUUAGCGAGAUACAGAACGGCCCCUCUAUAUUACUCUAUUGUAUAAUCAUUGCAAAUUACUGUAAUAUAUUUAUCUGCCAAAAUACAAUGUCUGCUUGAAAACUAAAAUUUUAUUAAAAAUGAUGACAAGAUUGUAGUUUUAUUUAGUUUGUAUCAUAAGUUCAGACAAAUUAUAAAACAACUGUUUUUAAUAAUUAUCUAAAAUUUUCAUCCAACACAAAUAAUAUGGCUUUAAAAAUAAUUAUAAUAAUUGUAACUAAAAAGGUAUUAAGAGAUUGAAUCUACCACUUUUAUAGUGAAUAAGAGGAAUUUUAAAUUGUAAGACUUUAUAAUAGUGAAUUUAUUAUUUAUGUAUAGUUAUUAUACUUUGUUUUUUUUUUUUUUUUUUUUUUUUUUUUUUGCAUAGGGCUUAUUGGAUAUGAGCAAAAAUGAAUUCCUACAACUGCCCAAAUGGAAGCGUACAAAAAUUAAACAGUCCGUUGGCCUAUUCUAA